GUUAAAUGCAGGUAAAUAGGUAGACAGCGAAAGGAAGUCACAACUUUUUUGCCUUUGCUAAUAAGAGAGAACAGACAAUAUGGGGCUUUGCAUCCUGACAAGACGAUGACCUCUGGACCUGGUAAAAUGGAAAAGGCCUGCUUUAGUAUGAUUCUGACUAUCAACACACGUGUUCUAACUGGAAUCUGAUGAAUUCAAGAGUAAAAUCCAUCUAGUGGCUUUCAAAGAAACAUUUUUUAGAUUUUGACUGACAUGCCCGGAUCUAUGCAGAAACUUGGGUUGUAAAUAGCCAAGCUAUGAGUGGGCAAAAGAAUCCUGACUUGCCCAGUCAAAUGAAGAUGGACUUGGGUCAACAAACAGAAGACAGAAAUAAUACUAAAGUGUUUGAAAAAUUGAAAAAUUUACAAGAUAAUGGAGUAAACCCCGAUCUAACUAGGUCUGGACCAAAGAAGGUAGCCGAGCAAAGCAAAACUUCAAAAAUUGUUAAUUUUUACGAUUCUUUCCAAAAGGAUACACAAACACCACCUUCAACCAGUAACAGUAUUGUUACGGCUGCAGAAAUGGAAACUGAAGAUAUAUCACCUCCGACAUAUGGCAAAGUUAUGACCAAAAACUGUAUGAACAAUGCAGAGGACACUUUCCAAUGUAAGAAGAAUACAUGUGACACAGAGGGUCAUGAACAAAUGAUGUCACCAAUACCUGUACAGAAAACAAGACCUGUGCAGGACAGGAAACACAGUUAUGCCACUUGUCUUUGUAAAGAGUGUGUGGAAAAUUACAGCAAUAUAUCUCAAGAAAAAAGACUGAAGGUGAAAAAAAACAUGAGGAGAACCUGAUUAACUUCUCUGAUGACAGCACUGUUGAGAAGGUACAUAAGACCAUCUGUAACUCAGAGAAUGCAGGUUCAUCUAAAAAAACAGAAAUAAGUGUCAGGUAUGUAGAUGCCCAGAUAACAAAGGUUGAAGACAGAAAUAAUACCCAGGAGUAUGAAAAACUGAAGGCUCCUCCAGAUAAUGAUGUGAACACAAUAUCAACUUUGUCUGAAUCACAGAAGGUAGUUGAACAAAACAAAACACCAAAAAGUGUAAGUUUUCAGGAUUCUGAAGCCAUGGCAACCUCUGUCCAAACUGAUACACAAGCACCUUCAUUCGAGAAUGAUGGUAAUAUAAAGGCUGAAAAAAUGGAAAAUGGAGAUGUAUCAUCUCAGACAAAUGAUGAUGUUAAUUCCAAAAACCAUAUGGACAAUGCACAGGACACCUUGCAAUGUGAGGUAGCUAAAUGCAACACAGUGGGAUCUGAGCAAACAAUGCCACCAGUACCUGCACAAAGAACAACAUUUUUGCAGUUCAAGAAACUCGGUUAUGACACUUGUCUUAGUAAAGAGAGUGGAGAAAAUUCCAGAAGUCAUGAAAUCUUACAAGAACAGACAAGUGAAGAGGAAAAAAGAGAUGAAGAAAAGGAAAUUGAAUUAUUUUCUGACAGCACCUCAGAGGAUGUAAGGAAGAGAAUAUGUAACACAGAGAUUUCCAGGAAUUCAAGUACAUCUGAAGAAACAGAAAUGACCAAUGGGUACGAAGAUGCCCAGGUAACAUUCCUUCGUACCCUUAUGACAAAAAAACACCAGAACCUAUUACAAGGCUGAGCAAUGCAGGACUCUAUGAGCAAAACAAGUAUGAUGGAGAUGAUAAUAAAUGUCAAGAACUUAACCCAUCCGUUUUUGUACAGGAUAAUCAUCAGCAUGAGAAACAUUCAAACAAUGUACAAAAGAAGGAAAAUAUGGAAAUGCAUGAGAUGGACAUUGAGAACGGAAACCAUGAGGCUAGACCUCUUCUUAAUCCUACAUGCACUAGAUCAGUUGAUGAGGAAUCCUUGUACCUAAAACCACAGUGUUGCCGCUUUGACAGAGUUUGCCUAAAAAUAGUAUUAUCCUUUAUUAUCUCUGUAAUCAUUUUACCUCCUUUGAUGUAUGGCGCAUAUGCCUUAUUGCCCUUUGAUGUCCCAGUAAUGCCAGAUGUAACCACCAGACUUGUCUACACAUUACGAUGUGGAGUCUUCGCUUCUUUCCCCAUUGUUCUCGGUGUUAUAAUCCAAGGAAUUUCUCGGCUUUGCACAUCUUAUUUCGACCCAUUUAAACCAAAAGUGCGAGAGGUGACUAUUCACCAACGUUUUGUCAAACAGGGCACUUUUCUGUUCGUCCUCUAUAUUUUUAACCUUGCUGUUUUGGCAACGUACCUUCCUCAGGAUUAUCUGAAGCUUAUCCCAUUACUCAUCUGUCUUUUUGUCAUCUCACAGUUAAUUUACUGGCUGUCCUUUGCAGUUGGAAGACCAUUCCGCAGUUUUGGUUACGGCAUGACAUUCAUGCCCCUUGUCUGCAUGUUGGCAUGUAACCUCUUCUUCAUAUUUAUUGUUGAUCCACAUAAGAUGGUGUUCCUAGGGAAGGAGACUAAUUCUGAAGCAAAAGUCAAAAGCUCUGGUUGAAAGUCUGGCAAAUCUUCCAAGAACAUAUUGACAAUGGGAAUGAAACAUUUGACUUCAUCUUUGCUAUACAUUUUGGAGAACAAACACUAUCAGACUUUUGCACAAUGGUUUGAAUUAGACAAUUGUAAUAUUAAAUUUAAGUCUCUGCUUGGAUAAUAUAAUUAACAUGCAUUCUAAUAGGUUGCUUUGAUGUAGAAUGACCCACUACAUUGUAAACAAUUGUUGUUUCUUAUUGUUUGAUGACCUGUGGCUGGGUAUUAGCCAUACACUUUAAAGCUGUAGAAAAUAGCUGUAAUAUACAGAACCUAAACAUUUUAUAUAUUUUUUUAAUAGUUUGUGGUGAUAAAACUGUACCAUAUUUAUGAAGUAGAUUUUCUAGAUUUUAACAAAAAAAAAUCUGUUUUCAUAUACAUAUGAACCAUAAAAUAACUAUAAAAAUAAAAGCUGAGUAUUUAUAUUGUUAAUAAAAUUAUUUGUAUAUAUCUUUAAAAACAAA
Messenger RNA from Bombina bombina (fire-bellied toad), 2974 nucleotides. RefSeq names its product transmembrane protein 79 (gene TMEM79). Gene Ontology annotation, biological process: regulated exocytosis. NCBI's taxonomy places the organism in Eukaryota, Metazoa, Chordata, Amphibia, Anura, Bombinatoridae. Bases 1777 to 2478 code for a protein of 233 amino acids. Gene Ontology annotation, cellular component: lysosomal membrane; trans-Golgi network membrane. The record is from RefSeq and is a predicted model, not a curated record. The transcript has 4 exons.